Colletotrichum truncatum is the source of this 1248-nucleotide messenger RNA. RefSeq lists its product as uncharacterized. The record is from RefSeq and is a predicted model, not a curated record. Gene Ontology annotation, molecular function: hydrolase activity. Lineage: Eukaryota; Fungi; Ascomycota; Sordariomycetes; Glomerellales; Glomerellaceae. Gene Ontology annotation, biological process: nucleotide catabolic process.
AUGCGCCUUGCCCAAGACAUGGAAUUAUCCGAGGCUCUUUGCGGUGACGCGGCGGACCCAGACGAGCGGCUCGAUCUGGUCCUUGGCGGCCAUGAUCACCAACUGCUGCGGCGUCACGGAGGUGACAUCGGUCGCUACUCAUACCGUGCUAAGGAUCCCAAUGUGCUGGACUGCAUUUAUCCUGAUGCUGCGACGCUGGACCUCGUCGACAAUACCAACGGCAUGGUCCCGCAAGCACGCGGGGCCGUUCGAGUUGUCAAGAGCGGCACCGACUGGGGAAGUCUAUCCUGCGUGACGCUACAAGUGGAUCGUCGUGCCGCGACUGGUAGCAGCGAUGGCGCCGCCGAGACCGUUCUUCGGUCGGUGAUAGUUGAGCAGAUCGCCGAUAUAUCACACGCGACGGUGGAAGACCAAGCCAUGCUGGAGGACAGCAGACGACGGGUGAGCGAGUGCUUGCGGGGCGUCCACCAACGAAUCGACGUGAUCGGCGCCAAUGCUCUGGUCCACACGGCCGUCCCGCUGCAGGGCGUAGGGAGCAUCAUCCGAUCGCAAGAGUCCAAUCUCGGCAACAUGCUCGCUGACAUGGUGCGCUCUUUCUACGCGGUCGACGUCGGCCUCGUCAACAGCGGAAGCAUUCGCUGCGAUAGGGUCAUCCAAGCCACCAUCGGCACCGACUUGGCACUGUCCAGCGAGCCGCCGCUCACUGUGCGAGAUCUUAUUGAGAUCCUACCGUUCGAUAACGCCAUCGUCGUGAAACGGAUCACAAGCGAUGUUCUUCUCCGUUCGCUAGAGAAUUCUUUCUCCGAUGCGCAUUCCGACGGGAGGUUCCUCCAGUACUCGGGGCUCCAGGUGGUGGCGGAUUGGUCAAGAAAGGAGGGCAGCCGCAUUCUCGAGGUCUGGCAGCGCCCGAGGCCAUGCGUUCGGCGACGCAUACGUCCGGGCGACAAUGACAGUUUCACUGUUGCAAUGGCCGCAUUUAUUGCGGACGGAUUUGAUGGCUAUGGAUGCUUCCGUGACCAAGAGACCCUGGUCAGCGAAGAAGCGGGCGUCACCGACACGCAGCUACUCCUACGCACACUGGGCUACCGGUACGACAGAGAAGGAGGUAAGAAAGAGGUGCACGACGAUGCUGUCGAAGUAGAUGAGCUGCGUUUCAAACGUACGCGGGACACUAUUUCUACCCAGUCCACUGAGGCUGGUCUGCCCAUCGUAGCCCCGGCAACAGAGGGUCGCAUAGUAACGGUGUAG